Molecule: messenger RNA, 5108 nt
Organism: Eriocheir sinensis (Chinese mitten crab)
Lineage: Eukaryota; Metazoa; Arthropoda; Malacostraca; Decapoda; Varunidae
Exons: 14
Coding region: 417-3230 (937 amino acids)
Cellular component (GO): cytoplasm
Molecular function (GO): ATP hydrolysis activity; ATP binding
Source: RefSeq, a predicted model, not a curated record
CAAUAAAAAUAUUCCAACUCUUUCUCCUUUACGACAUGUGUGAUGUUGUCUGAUGUGGUGUGGCCUGGUGUAGUGUGGUGUGGUGUAUGGGUUUGAUUUUCCUACCACUGCACUCCUAGUUACUUCACUACGCACCCUUAUAUACUUCCCCCUGCACUGAACUCUGUCUUUCUGUACACUUUGCUUUUCUGUUUUCUUAUCCUAUGUUUUCUUCAUGUUAGCUUACUCCGGACUUUUAUUUUUGCAUUUAUCUUUUCUGUCCUUUUGUGUCUCUUCCACUGUUAUACUUAUUCUUUUCAUGGUGAGCGAAAAUACACAUCCGUCACCCGUCCGCCUCACCCGUGCCUACCUCAACAGGACAUAUUAGCCAUCACACCUGUGACCACCUUGCAGGACACUACCAAGAUCAAAGAAUAAUGGCUGCCAAUGAGUAUAUUCCAUGUUUAAAAUGUGAUGUUUGGGUGCCACAGUAUGCUAAGGAGAUCCAUAUGGCAGAAUGUCAUGAACUGUCACUCAAGCAAUUUUCUCAUCCUUAUAUUGUUGGUUCUUCAUUGUUUGGGCAUGUUAAAGUAAUUGGAAAGACACAGCCAGAAGUGAAGGGUAGUGAAGCUAUUAAAUCUGCAUCAAAGAGCACAAAGAGUAAGGCCAAUGAGAGUACUCAUCAGAACAAGAAAGAUGAAAAGGUGUAUGAACAAAAAAGAAGAAAUGAAAACGUGGUAACAGAACCAGAAUGGCUGAAGAAGAUCUUACCAACUCUGCACUAUCGGGUGAUUCUGGUCAAUGAGAGAGAUUUGAUUCGUUGCGACAUCACAGCCUACACACCCGUGGAAGUUACCGCCGGGAGCAUGUCUUGUGCACUCCUUGCCAUUCCUGAGGAGAGUGUGCCUUUUGGGAACAUCAUGGUGCACCAAGGUGCUGCCAGGCAUAUACCAGACCUGAAGCUCCAUCGUCAGCUGUGCGUCAAGAAGAUUGACUGUGUCAGUUAUGUUGAUGAACUGACAGUGACAGCAAACAAAACAUUUACCAACAAUGAAAAAUCCUUCUUUGAGAAGCAAGUGAAAGCAUUUGUAUACAGCAGCUUCCCACUUGGUGCACCGUUCACAAUGAAAGUUGGCUCCAAGAUACAUUUGCCUUCUCAUGAUAAUAAUGGCACUACUUUUACAGUUCAAGGCUACAAACUCAGUGAUUCUUUUUAUGAUAGUGAACUAUCUAACUAUGGGCAGGAUGCAGAUAAUGAGGGAAGUGUUACCAUUCCAUCCCAACUAUUGACAAUAGAUGAAUGUGAAGGUUCUCUAGCCUCAGUUACUGACAAAGUUUCAAAACUCCAAAUCUCAUCACCUUAUUCACUUAAAUGUCCUCUGUUAGAAGAAACUGGUAAUGGCAGUAAGUUUGCUGUUAAUCUAAUAACAUCAACACCAAAGAGAACAGUUUCAUGUGAAGAAAGUGAACAUAGUGGAACUUUAUCCUCUAAGAUAAACAGUAAAGAGAUAUCAGUUAUCAAGGGCAGUGUAACAGACACCGGGUCUUACAGUCUGCAUAAAAAAACAACUUCUUGGGUCAGAACUGGAAUGAACACAAAAGUUAUACUGCAACAAGUUUGUGAUGAAAAGGCUGAUUUCUGCUUGCUUAAAGUGAAUGAUAAGAAUGAUUACUGCAAGGAAACUACAUAUUACACCUUGAAGAAGAUUAUGGAAGCUGCACUCACUGGGUCUGGUAUAACAGGCUCUGCCCUCCUUGGCCGGUGGAGUGGAGUGAUGCUCUUCGGCCCGCCUGGGACAGGCAAAACCUCCAUGGUGCAUCAGGUGGCAGCGGAGCUGGACGUCCCACUGUUCAUGAUAACUCAAGCCAGCGUGUCAGAGUCAUCAAGGACAGCAAAGGAGCACGUGCAGUUUACUUUUGCAGCGGCAUGUAAGAGAGCUCCAUCAGUGUUGUUCCUGGACGAAGUGGAGAGUUUGUGUCCAGCAGCAGACCACAAGUCACAGGCCGACAAAGUGCUCACACCAACCAUCCUGCAAGGAAUACAGACGCUGCAGACUUCUCCUCAGCCAGUGUUCUUGGUUGCCGCCACAUGCCAGCCAACCCAAGUAGCCACAAAGUUACGCAGCCCCGGCAGACUUGAGAGGGAGCUGAUGGUGCCGCUUCCUGAUGCUCGGCAACGAGAGAGAAUAUUCCAGCAGCUCAUGUCAGCCCAACGCCAUGACCUCACCAAUCAUGACAUUACGAGUCUAGCCAGGAAAGCUUAUGGGUUUUCUGGAGCUGAUUUGAGUGUGCUUGUAAGAUGUGCUUGGCUGGCCUGUGUGAAGAGGACCAAGGAGAAGGAAGAGCUGAGGUUAUCAAGAGGAGACAUUUGUGAUGGCAUGCAGAAUAUUGUCCCAGCGAUGCUGCGCCACAACUACUCAGCCGUGUCGAUGGUAAAGUGGCAGGACAUUUGGGGAUAUGAAAACAUCAAAACAAAGCUGCAGACCAUCAUCAACCUGCAUUCCUCUGAUCCGGAGAAGCACCCGCUGAAAGGGGUGCUGCUGUAUGGCCCACCAGGGUGUUCCAAGACCAUGUUUGUCAGGGCUCUCGUCCAUGAAACAAGUUAUAGCUUCUUCCCUCUUAAGUGUUCCAAUCUGUUGUCAAAAUACGUUGGUGAAACAGAGAAGUCACUCAGCCAGGUGUUUGUGCGAGCCCAGCAGGCAUCGCCCUCAGUGGUGUUCAUGGACGAAGUGGACAGCCUGUGCGGGGAGCGGGGUGGCGACGGGGGGCUUGUGUCUGAGCUCUUGACCCUUAUGGCGCAAAAAGGUGUACAGAGAAGAGUCAUGGUUAUCGGGGCCACAAACAGACCUCAUGCCGUGGAUGAGGCACUUUUGAGGCCCGGCUUCUUUGAGCAAGUCAUCCACGUGGACUUGCCAGACCAUGAAAGUCGCUAUGCCAUCUGGACCGGCCUGCUCAGGAAUGUGCCACAGGAAGGGUCGGUGUGCAUACCCAGGCUGAGUGAGGCCACGGAGGGUUAUUCAGGAGCUGAGAUAACAGCCGUGUAUCAAGAGGCGGCAAUGGCAGCCCUGGAGGAAUAUAUAAAAGAGUCUAAUAACAAACCAGGGCUGACUGUGACCUCUCCGUGCCCUGUAACCAUAAAUGAAGACCUCCUGAUGAGAACCAUAGCAACGCUCCCUCCAAGAACUCCUCCAUCACUUCUCAAAGCCAUUCUAACCUUCUCCAGACAAAGAAAGGACCUUCGCCCCAGAUGAGGGAACUAGUAUGAGAAAUUACAGACUUUUCAGACUCAUAAAAGCUAGUCAGAAAUGAGAGGUGAGUUGUUUGACCAGCUCUAGAUGAAAGGAGAAAUAAGAGACUAGAUUCAUAAAUGACAACAAGAGGUGAGAGGGUGUGAGUGUUGUACAAAUGACCCCAGAUGAAGAAACUACAAGGAAGGACUGGUGUAGGUACUAUGGGGAAGGAAUGAUGAAAAACUACAAAGAUAAAAGAACUGUGAGGAAUUAGAGACUGUUCAGAACUUCAGAUGCAUGAGGGCCAGUGAGAGGGUGUGAGUGUUGUUCAAAAAAAUAAAGUGAAGGAACUAUGAGGAAGGAAUGUUGAAGGAAUUAUGAGGAAGGAAUGAUGAAGAAACUACAAUGAUGAAAGAGCUGUGAGUAAUUAGAGACUUUCCAGACUCAUUAUGGCCAGUAAGAGGUGAGAGGGUGUGAGUGUUAUACAUAUGAACACAGAUGAAGGAAUCAUGAAGAAAUUACAAAGAUGACAGAGCUGUGAGUAAUUAGAGACUUUCCAAACUCAUUGUGGCUAGUGAGAGGUGAGAGGGUGUGAAUGAUGUAUGAAUGGGAGUGCAUAAAUGGAGAGGUGAAGACUAGCCUGCCCUGAUCUGGUUAUCCCCUCAAGUAAAGCUCCUAGAGAGAGAAAACAUGGUGUGUCAGAGCUAUUGAUAGAUGGAUAAACAUUAGUGCCUGCCAUGGCUUUCAUAUCUGGCUAAUGGGCAGCUUCUUUUUACAGUAGUGAAAGCAGCUCAAGGUCAGAAAAAAAGCCCACUAAGGCUCCUGUAAGAGAAAAUUAAAUUAAAUGGUCAAAAGAGAAGGUUAGUUUUAGAUGGAGAGGUGUCUUGAUACUUCCUUCUUGAAAGAAUUCAAGUUUUAGGCCACCAUGUUAUGGAGAUACUCAGUUCUCCAAGGAGCUAUCUCAGUGCCUUUACUAACAUGUGUUUUUGUUGCUCCAUCAUCAUAUUCAUACAUAGUUUAAUUUAAUAUUCAUGAAUAAAAUUUGUCAUAACUUUUGAUUGAUUCUUUAAAUAACAUGUUCUUUGAUCAAGUGUUACAAAUUGAUCAAUAAGUGCAGUAUUUUCUGUUGCAGGUUUCUGAGUUUUUUUUUUUUUUUUUUUUUUUUUCGUGUGUGUGUGUGUGUGUGUGUGUGUGUGUGUGUGUAAAGAUGACAUGUUGAGUUGCCAUAAUCAUCAUCAGCAGCAGCAGCCUGUGGCAGUACACAGCAGGACACAUGCCUCUCCUACAAAUUACCAUUCAUUUCUAUCAUGUGCCUCGGUAGUAUUCAGCCUCAAUGUAAAUGUUCUAUAUACUUUAUUCCUCUCCUUAGGUCUUUUUCAUAUCAAUAAUAUCUUAUGCUGUGACUUUUUCUCAAUCCAUUGCUCUCUCUUUUACAUAAUAUGUCAUGAACAUGAUCCUUUAAAAUUCCUUUAUUAUGUUUCCACAUUUAUUUGUUCUCUUAUCCAUUUGCAGUUUUCCUUAUGCAUCAUAUUGAUUCCCAGCAUUGGUCUCUCCAUUCGUUGUUGGGCACUCCUCUAUUUCCUUCCCAGAAACUUGUCAACAUCCAUUGUUAUCCAUAUGUCAUGAUAGGAUGAAAACCAAGAUAAAAUAAUAGUUUCAUUAUUAAUUUCAUUCACCAAACCAUGCAGGGAGCUGUUGUUAUACCAGAUAUGUUUCUUUCAAACCCCCUCCCUUGUUGUGCUUUCCUUCCUACCAUUGUAUCUUUUUAAUUUCAUGGUGCUACCUACACAUGUAUUAAUAGUUGUAUAAUCACACUCUGUCCUGCCUGGGGGUUGGGAUGGCAUGUUCCUCCCUUCUCCCUUGUUGUUUACCUGCAACAAUAAACUAUCAAUCAAUCAA